Molecule: messenger RNA, 5104 nt
Organism: Anopheles cruzii
Lineage: Eukaryota; Metazoa; Arthropoda; Insecta; Diptera; Culicidae
Gene: Synj
Product: synaptojanin-1
Exons: 6
Coding region: 1-3744 (1247 amino acids)
Biological process (GO): phosphatidylinositol dephosphorylation; synaptic vesicle endocytosis
Molecular function (GO): nucleic acid binding; phosphatidylinositol-4,5-bisphosphate 5-phosphatase activity
Source: RefSeq, a predicted model, not a curated record
AUGGCCAUGUCUAAAGGAUUCCGUGUGCUGGAGAAAUCGAAACCACCGUCGCCGCACAGUGUCCUGCUGGAGCAUCGGAACAAACCCGAAACGCUGCUGUUCGAGUCGCAGGCCGUCGCCGUCCUGUCGGCCCAGGAAACGGAAAUCGUCCGUAAACAGUACACCAAAGUGUUGGACGCGUACGGGUGCCUCGGGGUGCUGCAGCUGAACGCGGGCGAUACCUCGCUGCUGUACCUGGUGAUGGUGACCGGGUGCUUUUCGGUGGGCAAAAUACUCGACAGCGAAAUCUUUCGCAUCACCCAAACGCAGUUCGUCUCGCUACAGUAUCAACCGACGAACGAGGACAAGGUGGCCGAAAUACGGAAGGUGCUGAACUCGGGCACGUUCUACUUUUCCUUCGCGAACCCGGCCACGGCCCAACCAGCGUACGGGUUCGACAUAACGCUCUCGGCCCAGCGGCGGCGCCGCACGAAUGAGACGGACAAUCGGUUCUUCUGGAACCGGAUGCUGUUCAUCCAUCUGCUGCGUUUCGGUGUAGAGUGCAACUUUUGGCUGCUCCGGGCGAUGUGUGGCUCGGUGGAGAUCCGCACGGUGUACGCCGGCAGUAAGCAAGCGCGCGCGGCCAUCAUCUCGCGGUUGAGCUGCGAGCGGGCCGGAACACGGUUCAACGUGCGCGGUACCAACGACGAAGGGUGCGUGGCCAACUUUGUCGAGACGGAGCAGUGCAUCUAUCUGGACAAUGAGAUUACGUCGUACGUGCAGACCCGUGGCAGUGUGCCCCUGUUUUGGGAACAACCGGGCGUGCAGGUCGGAUCGCACAAGGUGAAGCUGUCGCGCGGCUUCGAAUCGUCCCGCGCGGCUUUCGAUCGGCACAUGUGCACGAUGAAGGCCCGGUACGGCCAGCAGGCGAUCGUCAAUUUGCUCGGUACGAGCCUGAUCGGCAGCAAGGAGGGUGAAGCGAUGCUGAGCAACGAGUUUCAGCGGCACCACCGCGAAUCGGAUCACAACGACGUGCCGCACCUGGUGUUCGAUUACCACCAGGAGUGUCGCAGCGGCAACACGAGCGCGUUGGCCAAGCUAAAGCAACGCAUCGAUGCGACGUGCCCCGACUUUGGCAUGUUUUACGCCAUCGGGGACACGGUGUACCGCGAGCAACGGGGAGCGGUUCGGACGAACUGCCUCGAUUGUCUCGACCGUACGAACUGCGUCCAGACGUACGUCGGGCUGGAGAUGUUGGGCGAACAGAUUCACCAGAUGAGCGCACUGUCGGACAAGAAGCAACAGAUGGCGUCCCGGUUCGAGGAGGUGUUCCGGCAGAUGUGGAUCAACAACGGGAACGAGGUGAGCAAGAUCUACGCCGGAACCGGCGCAAUACAGGGUGGUUCGAAGCUGAUGGACGGAGCACGGUCGGCCGCCCGAACUAUUCAGAACAAUCUGCUCGACAACUCGAAGCAGGAAGCGAUCGAUGUACUGCUGGUCGGUUCGACACUCAGCUCGGAGCUGGCCGACCGGGCCAGGAUACUGCUUCCCUCCAACAUGCUACACGCUCCAACACCCGUCCUGAGGGAAAUGUGUAAACGAUACGAAGAGUAUGUGAAUCCGGUCGGUGUAAGGAUUGCGUGCGGAACGUACAACGUGAACGGUGGCAAACACUUCCGGAGUGUCGCCUACAAGGACGUUUCACUGGCGGACUGGCUGCUGGAUUGUCAUCGAUUGGCACGAUCACGAUCGCUCGUCGAUUUCAGUCACGCGGAAGACACCAACGAACCGCCGGUGGACGUAUUCGCUAUCGGAUUUCAGGAGAUUGUGGAUCUGAAUGCGUCCAACAUUGUUGCGGCGAGUUCCGAUAAUGCGAAAGCGUGGGCCGAAGAGCUGCAGAAAGUAGUGAGCCGGGACGAGGAGUACGUGCUGUUGACCUACCAACAGCUCGUUGGCGUUUGCCUGUACAUCUACAUCCGACCGCAACACGCGCCAUACAUCCGCGACGUGGCAAUCGAUUGUGUGAAAACGGGCCUUGGUGGAGCGACCGGCAACAAGGGUGCGGCGGCCAUACGCUUCGUGCUUCACGGCACUUCACUGUGCUUCGUGUGCGCGCACUUUGCCGCCGGUCAAUCGCAGGUGACCGAACGGAACGCGGACUACGCCGAGAUAACGCGCAAGAUCGCAUUCCCGAUGGGCCGUUCGCUGAAGUCGCACGAUUACAUCUUCUGGUGUGGCGAUUUCAACUAUCGCAUCGACAUGGAAAAGGACGAACUACGCGAGAUGCUGCGUGUCGGUGGGGCAUCGACCGAUCUGAGCGUGAUCCUGCCGUACGAUCAGCUGCGCAUUCAACAGAAUGCGGGCAGCGUGUUCAACGAGUUUCUCGAGGGCGAAAUCACGUUCCCACCGACGUAUAAGUACGAUCUGUUUAGCGAUGACUACGAUACAAGCGAAAAGGCACGGGCACCGGCUUGGACUGAUCGAGUGCUGUGGCGACGGCGUAAGCAGAGCCCAGACGCGGACCGGCACCCAGGGUGGAACCCGGGCCGGCUGGUACACUACGGACGAGCGGAGCUGAAGCAGAGCGAUCACCGACCGGUGCUGGCGUUGAUCGACAUCGAAGUGCAGCGAAUCGAUCCGGCACGCCGAACCACCGUGUUUGGCGAUGUUAUUCGCGACCUGGGACCACCGGACGGUACGAUCUUAAUACAGGCCAACACGGGUACCGGUGGUGGUGGUGGUGGUGGUGUCGGUGGCGGACCGUACGCCGAUUCUGGGGACGAAGACGAGGGCAGCAUCUACGAUGAGAACCUGAUGGCGGCACUGAUACAGGAAUUGACGCAGAUCGGUGAGGUAACGCUCGUACGCUUCGUGGGCGACACGAUGUGGGUUACGUUCCGCGAUGGACAAUCGGCACUGACCGCCGCCCAGAAGCGCUCCGUGCAGGUGUGCGGGGUAGCGCUCUCCAUCAAACUGAAAACGGACAAUUGGGUGGAGCAAGUCGAGAAGGAAAUUCUGCUCUGCACCCCGAACACGGUCAGUUUCUGCGAUGUUCCUGCGGCCGGAGACUACAACAGUCUCGGCAUACCGGAAAUGCCGGCCAACCGCCCGAAAAGUCCGCCGACGACCGGACGGAUGGGGCCCCCGAGUCGUCCGCCGUUACCAAAGUCACCACAAGCAUCACCAAAGCAUCAACCAUCGCCGCACCAUCAGCAUCCGCAUCCGCUGCCCCACCAGCACCAUCAUCCGCGGGCCGGCGUUAUUAGCCUGGGCCCGGAAGUGUUGCUCGCAUCGAAACUACCACAAAAGCCGUUCGUGCCAGCGGGACCCCCGCAGCGACCGACGCCUCCGGUGGAAGAGUACGCCAGCAGCUCGCCCCUUCCUGGUUCCCCGCUUCACGCUGCGGCCGCUGCCUCCCAGCAGCAGCAAGCAGACUCAUGUGCAAUCUACGAAGAAAUUAACGACGAUUUCAUUCCGGAACAACCCCGCGGACCACCACCGCCGCCACCACCCCGAAGCGAUGUCUACGAUCUUGAUGUGGUGAGCAACAGCAGCAAAUCGACGAACAAAUCCUCUCCUCCUGGGACCUCGGGUAGCUCGGGAGCUGGUUCUCCUCAGUCUGCGGGAAAUGCGGCGUCGCUCGGCGCUGCAGGGCCUCCGAAGGGUAUUCCGCCGCCACUCCCGGUGCGGCGCGGUGGACCUCCACCGAUACCGAACCGUAGCGGUGGUCCUCCACCACUUCCGGCACGUCCCAAUGUUCCGUAAAUCGCAUUCUCGCGCAACCCACCAUUUUUCAACUCAACUUCUCCAUUCUCUGGGAAACAUUCUGUCCUCCUGAACCUGCGCCACAAGCAAAGCGCCACUAAUCAAACUAACUAAUCCAAUGUGCAAUAGAGUUGACCUUAGCUGGACAACUAGGAAUCAAUAGCGCAUCGCAUUGCUGACACACUUUAUCUUAAGGGUGAGGGAUCAUUUCGUUAGCACUGGUAGCCUGGUAGGUAAAUCAGCCGGUGAUCCGUGGAUCGCGCUCAUAUAACAGUCGUACACUCUAUCCGUAGUCGUUGCGCUUCUUCGCCGAAGAAGGUAUAAUCAGCCGAGUCCGAGGUUGACACUAGGCGGCUUGUUCUCCCUCUACUCUCCGGUUUUUAUUGCCGAGCUUAUAACAUUCCAGUAGCCGCUAAAACAGAUCUCUAUUUUCCGUCUUGUCUUGCUUCUUCUUCAUCCUUACGUAUGAGAUUAGGUUGUCGGACCGGCUUUACGGAAAAUAUUAAUUUUACCCUGCUUGUUGUGUGUAAGUGGUAACGGGAAUAGAAUUCGGGUUUUGCGGAGAGUAGCUUAAUGACGCAAUGUGAUGAAGGUUUACUAAGUUUUGGUCGUAUUUCCCAUUCCGUUUCCCCUUUUCCUCAGAGCGUUUGUUAUUUAUUAUUAAAAAAGUUUGUGCACUGGAGGAAAUAGCUGCGGAAAGUCUGUGGCGGGAUCGAGGAAGAAAGGAUUGCCAGGCCGAGCUGACUGCAAGACCAAUUAUUGGAACGUGUCGCAAAAGCAUACCAUCCCACAAUUGCCCGUCGGUGGUAGCUCGGCGGCCCCGCAAUUCCCAGCCAGCGUUCGCAGUCGCUCGGAUCGAUCCGACCAUCCGACCAUAAGUACAUUAUAUAUACAUAAAUAUGCGCUUGCAUACAGCUCUCUGCACGCGAGCACCGUGUUUAUAUAGCGAAACGUAUCGAAUAUAUACAUACAUAAAUGAAGCAAACCGUUACUACAAUUAGCUGGUUAACAAAAGUUGAAAUAGCUUCGUAGCGUUGGUAGCAGAGUACCGUAAUUGAUAUAGAGCGAAGGGUUUUGUUGUUACGUUGAACAAUGCCGUGCUGGUUAGCAAUAGUUCAUUUCAUUCCAAAUACACCCUCUGGACCGGUGCUGGAGACGUGUAUUGGCUAUGGCGAAUGCAGGUAACCAUUUCUGUGUGUAUGUAACGUGUGAGUUCGUGAUUUGUGCGUGAAUUGUUGUUUCGUUUGUAUGGAAAACUUGCGAAAAUAUUUAUCGGAUUGAUAGGUAAGGACCAGUGCGCGAAAGCUACGUAGUCGAUUAACACACCGCAUCCAAUGUAUCAUGUUACACAUUGAACUAU